CUUCAGCAUCACGCUGCAAACAUGCAUUCUCUGCAGAGCUACAGGAUAUCUGGUGACAAAAGCAUCAAAGAAUUCACAAGCAGCUUGCAUUUGUUUGACCAAACUAGCUGGAUCUUUUGUAAUGGCUGUACUGACUUCAAAGGAAAUGAAACUCCAUGUGAUGGAAUUACUUGGAUUGAGACAAAAGUCACUAUCCUGCGGGAAUCUGUGUCUUUGAUCUGUAAGCAAAUCUUACCAAAGGGGACAUUCCAGGUCAUUUUUCUUCUCACAUCACCAGUUGAGAAACCACUUUUGCUCACCUUUUAUGAGUUUUUCACAGACAUGGAAGGCCACGAAGAUAUUGUCUGUAUCUGUGAAUCACAGAAAAACUUCCAGAAGUGGCAAAGCUUUGCAGAGGUCUCAUGUGGACAGAGUGAAACUGUGAACAAUUGCAGUGUUGUUGGGAUGAAAAUGAGUCAUGUUAAUGCAACUCUGCAGCAAAUACAACCUGUAAAAGCACAUGCCAGCCAACAUCUACCAGUCUUUGUGAAAGGAACAUGUCUGCUAGAAACACAGGCAGAGGAACAGAUGUAUUCUCUGGAAAUUCUGACAGUCGAUCAUUGCGAUGAAACAAGUGAAGAAUUCAUCAAUGAGGAGAAAGCAAACAUUGAAGAGCAGUUCUAUCGUGGUGGGAAAGUGAACUGGUUGAAUUUCUGGCUUGCUGAACAGAAGCAUUUGGGAGAGGUAAUUGAAAGAGAUGCUUAUCAUGAGGUUUCCAGACUUCUCAAUGAUGCUUUGAAAUGGAAUGCAGAUCAAACUCCAGUAAAGAGUAUAAACAUCUACCAUCAUCCAGGAAGUGGAGGAAGCACUGUCGCAAGACAAGUGCUAUGGAACAACAGGAAAGAUCUAAGGUGUGCAGUUGUAAAGCCUUCAUACUCAGCUUCUCUUGUUGCGCAACAUGUAGUUGAACUAAGAGAAUAUGAAGAAAAAGAUCCACAGACAUGUCUUCCUGUGCUGCUCCUCAUUGAAGACUCAGACAAAGAAUAUCUAGAUGAUCUCAGGAAUGAACUGGAGGUUGCCAUUAACACGAAAAGAAUCCAGUAUCAAACUCUGUGUUUCAUUUUGUUGAGCUGCAGACGAUCCCAUGAUCCAGAGAAAAGAUGCAAGGAGUCGGUAUUGCACAAUGUGUCUGUCACUCAUGAGCUGUCUGAUCAAGAGAAGAAGAAGUUUGCUGGAAAACGAAAGGUGCUUGAGAAACAAUAUGAGCCUCGAUUCAUCCUGACCUUUGUGUUGAUGAGUGAAGGCUUCAAUGAGAAAUAUGUUCAACAUUUUGUGGAACAUUUGCUCCAAGGCAUUGACCGUCAAUCUGUUGUCACUCGCCUCAUUCUCUAUGUAGCACUGCUGAACACUUAUGUUCAAGACUCUUUCAUCUCUCUGUCCCAUUGUGAAGCUUUGCUUGCCCUAACCUUUCACUUGGAAAGGUUUCGCCAGCACGAGUUUGAGAAAUCACUCAGUGAUCAGGCUAAACUAGUGUUCUUGCACCUGAGAGAUGACAAGACACAAAUUAAAUCAAUCAGAAUCAUCCACCCACUCGUUGCAGAAGAAAUUCUCAAACAACUUUUGGGGAACAAACAGACCCAAAGCAGUUUGGCAAAGAGUUUGCUCUGUGAGAACGUGCUCUUUGAGCACAGAUUUGGAAGGGAUGAAUAUCUGUCAUUUCUGAGAGCCCUUUUCAUAAGGCGAGCCAGAAUAAGCAAAGGGGACAAAUAUGAUAGUUUUUUCUCACCUCUGAUUGAGCAUGUAUGUGAAAAGGAGAAAAGCCCAGGCAAAGCAAUUGAGUUACUCAAGGAAGCAUUUCAGCGUUUUCAUAAAGAUCCAUUCUUUGCACAACAACUUGCUCGUCUCCAUUAUACUUAUGACAAGUUUGAAGAGGCAAAACACUGGGCAGAGACAGCAGCUAAACUGCUGCCCAACAACUCAUACAUACUCAACACAAAAGGGCAGGUGUACAAAAAAUGGUUCCAGGCUAAAUGCAAAGCUAUUGACCAUGACAAUGUACCAAAGACAGCCCAAAAUAUUGCAGAUGCUAUGGAGACUGCCCUGAAAGCCCUGGAGUGUUUCCAAGAAUGUGAGAAAGCAUCUGAGGCAAACAUGGAAAAUGUAAGCAGUUCUGGGUUUUUUGCUGAAGUUGAGGUCGGCUGCAGCCUGCUCAAACUGAUGUCAUCAUCGCAAGUGUUUUCAAACAGAGCCAAUGGCCAUGCAGAGUGUAUGAAGUACCUGUUAACUGAUUACAUUCCAGAGGACGUGAAACAUGUCUGGGAACCAUUUCAUGACCGCGUGAAAAAAAUUCACAAGUCAAUGCAAGAUACCUUGGAAUGGAUUUCAGAAGACCUCAGCUACUUCCAGACAGACAUUGGUGCAGAUGAAGAAGAGACCCCUGAAAGUCCUGAAGAGCAGAUAAGCCAGCCACUGAAAUGGUUGGCAAAAAAAUCUGCAGAGUAUGGGAAGUACUUCAGUGAAGCUUAUUCUACUGCACUACAGCAUGGGCAGUCAAUCCCAGACAAUCUGACUCCUUUCCAAAAACGCAUGAUCAUCUAUCAUCUUGGUGGAGGUAACAUUACAUCCAUCCUCUCCAAGCUAACUGACCAGAGGGAUGCAGUACCUCUUCUAGAGACCAUCCUUUCUCUCUACCCCAGCAAUCCAAUCAAGGCCAAAUUUGUUCAAAGGGAUAUUGUGAAUUACAUCGUGGCCCACAUUACUCUGAACUGCCUGUCACCACAAAAUCAAAAGGUAGCUCCUCUCAAAAAUCUGCACGCACUGUGUUAUCAGUUCCCAUCUGAUAAAAGGAAAUGUUUACCAAGUGCCCUGUUCUUGCUUACCCUGCUGUUCUGGCCUGAUGAUCAUGACACAGUCCUUGAGAAAGAAACCAAGUAUGAAAUAGUGCAAUCGGCUGUUGAACACCUGGAAAAAGACUAUUGGACCAAGAUGAAGGACAUUCCUCAGAGGAAAAGACGGAUUUACACCCAUUUUUUCCUGGGCAAUGGGAAUGGAUUGGACAAAUUUGUCCACAAGAAAAAGUUUGAAACAGUCACAAAGGUGUUCUCAGCCUCUGAGAAACGCAUGAAGUGGUUUAGAGGUGAGGCAUGGAAAUUGCCUGAGAUUGCCACGAUGCUGAAGUGUGUCUCUGGAUGGACUGACAACGGAGUGGUGUACCUCGAAGGCCCUCGGAAAAAGAAGUUCAAUAUCUUGCCUCUUCAUGUUCCUUCAGUGCCUCAUAGUAAUGAAAACAUCACAUUCUACCUGGGGUUCACAUUCAGAGGGCCCGUUGCCUACAACAUCACUGUGAAGAGGUAGUUUGUCUUUCAACAAUGAGCCUAUCACAUGUGGCUAUAUGUCAUCUUGCUGAAACAUGGGCCUAGUACCACCUCAUUACCAAGAGCAAGAACAGGUUACAAAAAGAUCCAAUCAAAACACACAGGCUUUCAAACAAUAGUUUGUCUUUGAACAGUGAUCCCGUCAUGUAUGGCUGUACAUCGUCUUGCUGAAACAUAGGCAUAGUACCUUCUUAUGACAGUUUGUAUUUUGCAGUUUGCAUUGUCCCCUCUUGUGUAUAUAUAUAUAUGUAAGUGAACUAAAAAAUACAGCAUUAGUGUCAUAGAAAUCACAAACCAGAUUUUUUUUGUAUAGAAACAUGGACUAUGACAUGACUGACUCUGGUUUCUCAGAGUAAUAACAAUGUAAACUGAAUAUUUUUUACUCUACAACUCAGUGCUUCUCAAUACAACCUUCAAUUUCCUGUUUAGAUUUAUCUAUUUUUAUGUAUCCAGAUAUAUGUUUCCUGUUUUUGUUAUAGUAUUUUUUUAAUCAGAAUGUUUGUAGAUCUGUGAUCUGAUUGAACUGGAACUGGCUCACAUUUUGUGUGAUCCUGAAGAAACAGAACUAGACUUCUACUGGAUAGAAAAAAAGCUCACAAGAUGAACUUUGGUUCCACGUGUGUACAUCUGGGCUUCUAGUAGAUCAUUGACAGCUUACUCACUCUUGUACAUUUUCCUGGAUUCAGUGUAAAUAGAAAUGGAAUUAAAUGCAACUAUUUUCAUUGGAAUUGUAUCAUUGUUAUAACAACAAAUGUAUUAAAAGCUAAACAGCAACAUAAUGUACAGUCAGAGAAGAAUGUGUAUACAUAAUGAUGUGCAACAGAAAAAUGUGUGUAGCAAAGUAUGGAAUUUAAUGGAUGUGUGUUUGAAUAUGCUUUACACAAAUAAUGAAAACAUGCUUGUCCUUAAUAUGAAACUACAAGUGAAGCCAGACAGGCUACAGUGCUCACCUGUACUUUUUUGAUUGUAUUUACUUAUGUUAAAUGCUUUUGAAAACAAUAAUGUUCUUAAAUAUAUGCAAAACAUGUCACUGAAUAUAAUAAACUCUUUUCUUUUUCAA
Messenger RNA from Epinephelus moara (kelp grouper), 4413 nucleotides. Its product is annotated as sterile alpha motif domain-containing protein 9-like. Gene Ontology annotation, molecular function: protein binding. The record is from RefSeq and is a predicted model, not a curated record. The transcript has a single exon. Lineage: Eukaryota; Metazoa; Chordata; Actinopteri; Perciformes; Serranidae. The coding region runs from base 22 to 3333 and encodes 1103 amino acids. Gene Ontology annotation, cellular component: cytoplasm.